This is a messenger RNA of Psylliodes chrysocephalus, 1237 nucleotides long. Lineage: Eukaryota; Metazoa; Arthropoda; Insecta; Coleoptera; Chrysomelidae. The record is from the annotation of a GenBank genome assembly.
UAAUUUAACCUUGAUAUGAAAAAGAUUUGAAAAUGAUAAUAUUGGUUACUUAUUACAAUUUUAUCAACUUAAUAAUAUUUAUGUGAUUUCUUUAACAACUGGUUAUUAAACUUGUUUUUAUGUUUUUGAGAUUGAUUAUAAUAAUUAGGUUCAAAAUAUAACUAGCUCUAUAAUCACAAUUGUCAUAACGAAUCAACAAAGCCAAUUCACAGAGUCCAUUUUGGUAAUUUAGGUACCUAAAACAAUAAUUAAUAUUCUAUUAGAGAAUACAAAGAAAAAUAGAGUUAUAAACAAUUAUUAUUUUUUAAUGGCAUUCAGUAAUAGCAAUAAAGUGAGUCUCUCUGGGAAAACAGUUAUAGUUACAGGAGCUAAUACAGGAAUUGGUUAUGAAACGGCUUUAGAAUGUGCAAAAAGAGGCGGAAGAGUAAUUUUGGCAUGUAGAGAUGAAACAAAGGGUUUAAAAGCAAUAGAAAUAAUUCAAAAAUUGACGGCAAAUAAAAAUGUUAUAUUGAAAAGACUGGAUCUUGCUUCGCUAAACUCUGUUAGAGAAUUUGCUCAAGAUAUUUUAAAAAAUGAAAGAAGGCUGGAUAUUUUAAUAAAUAAUGCAGGUGCCAUAAUGCUUGGGAAUCAGAAAACGAUAGAUGGAUUUCAAUUAGAGAUGCAAGUUAAUUACCUUGCUCCAGUAUUAAUCACCAUGUUAUUGCUAGAUCUAUUGAAAAAAUCAGCGCCAAGUAGGAUAGUCAAUGUAUCAUCAAAAGCAGCAAAAUAUGCAAAGAAGUUUACACCAGAACAGAUUAAUUCUUACAAGAGCCAUGUAAAUGCGUAUAGUAAUUCAAAAUUGGGAAAUAUUUUGUUUACGCAAGUGUUGGCAGAAAAAUUAAAAGAUUUUAAUGUUAGUGUAUUUUCUCUACAUCCUGGAGCAAUUUAUACUGACAUAGCCAUACAGCACCUGAAUCCGUGUAUACAAAGUUGUGGAAAAUGCUUUUCAAAUAUAUUCCUAAAGACUCCAGUGGAAGGUUCUCAAACAACGUUAUACGUAGCACUGGAACAAGGUAUUGAACACCUUACCGGGAGACAUUUUGAAGAAUGCAAAGUUGUCAAAUCAUAUUCAACUGCAAAAGAUCCUAAGCAAGCUAAACAAAUUUGGGAUUCGACACUAAAACUUCUCUCAUAUGAUGAAAAUGAAACUAUUCGCAUUUAAAAUGUUUAUUUGUUUAAAGCCCUUGCCUACAAAGCC